CCCAUCCGGCCGCGACCGCGACGGCCCGGCGAGCGGCCGCCACCGUACGUCUGCAAGAAAGGAUUGGGAAAAUGUGGACCGCGCGGACUGGGGGGAAGUGCAAGUAAAAAUACUGGCGGUCGUUCUUCUGACGCGGCGGUAUCUCCGGGCGGUGGUAAUACUGGCCGUUCUACUGCUGUCCCACAACAAGAACUUGGUGAAAGGAAGAACGCAAGCCCAGAUCACUUAUCGGGCAGUACUUCUGCUACUCCUGGUCCUGGGGGAGGUAAAGGCCGCAAUAACAAUGCUGAUGCCCCUGUUGCAUCUUCUUCCCUUCUGUCAGGUGGUAGUAAAGAUACCAACAGAAAAGUAGACAACACUACUUCGAGUUCGACGGACAACAUUUGUUUACAACAACCGGAGACAACUACGCCGUCGACCGCAUCCUCAGCAGGUAGCAGCGGUGAAAAAAAUCCGAGUUUUUCAUCACGUUAUUCCUCGCUAUCAAAAGGAAAAAUCCCCCCUGCUGGUGCCCCCUAGGCGCAACAGCAUGCCAAAUCGCUUCCAUAAUGGUGUGGAAGCCUCUGCGCCUGUCUUCUUGCAAGACAGACGUGAUUUGUGACCUCAAAUCAGCAACGCAAAUUUUCGGAAACAUACCUUUUCGAUAUGGGGAGGGGGGAUUUUUCCUCUCAAUACUCGCCCUCCGUUAUUUCUUCGGGAGGUAAGCGCGCCGCGGGUGACACUGACAAAAACAAUAGCAAUACACCGCCAAACCUAAACUUGAAUACUAACCCCGAGGAGCGCCUGCAAGGGGGUAGCUGUACUACUAGUACGAGAGCAGCUUCUUCUGCCACAACUAGUACCGGUACCGCAGGGAGUAGCAGCGAUGGUGUUAAUGUUGGAAGCACCUGCAGCUCCCAGUUAUCUUCUCCGAUCGCAACAACGUCCACGAUGUCUGCAACUCGCGGUCGGUCCUCCGCAGCUCCGAAGCAAGCCCUGUAUCGUGGGAAAAAAGUGUUUAUAGUUACGCACUCUGGUGGGAGACUAGCAAGACAGACAAGCUCUGUCAUGCAGAAAAUGCUUGCAAACCGCAUUUCAUUCGUGUUUUGCCUUAUAGUCUGCGCAUCAGAGGUUUUCUUUGCCAUGUCGAGCAACUUUGUGAUGCAGAAACCCCAACCAAUGUGUAACUGUAACACUUUUUUCCUGGGAUACCCUGCGGCCCCGAAAUAAAAACGCCAACACCGACGACGACGACGGUCGUCUAUCAACUGUAAAAAUCCCUGGAUGUCUGGAAGAAUCCAACUUGUCAUGCUGAUUUUGGAUUCUAGAAAAAUCUGUAUUGCAUGAGCAGCAAAGAGAGUCCAAAUUUUGCUACACGGAAAGAGCAUUUGUCAUGCGGUAUAGGCAUUAGGAAGCCCUCACAAAAUCUGUGAUGCUAGGGCAUGCAUAUCACAGAUCGAUCAGGAGUCACGCAAAAUGUGCAUGACAAACCUGGCAAUCUUCCAGACCCAGACACUUUUACCUUUGAUAUCGUCGUUCCCUCAGUCCACCCACCCCGCCUGGGAGACUCGCACAAUUAAAGGCGGAGCAUCUAGCGAGAUUAGCGGCAGCGGGUAAGGUACCAGGGGAAGACGAAAAGAGGAAGCGCUCAGUUGUAUGCAUUGCAAAUAUGUCCGGGUCUGGAAGGAUGCAAGGUUUGUCAUGCUUGUCUGGCAUGACUGAAGAGUUUGCGAUGCGUUUUGAAGAAGAGACCUCUUUUGCUUGUCAUGCAAAAACACAAAUUGUCAUUCACAAAACGCAGCACUUAGCCGUGCAAAAAUUUCGCAUGCUUGGUUGUGCAUUACAGAGCAGUCACUAUUCUUCACAACUCAGCAUUACAAGUUUCCAGACCCAGACAUAUUUGCAUUUUAUCCCCCAGAAAAAGACCGACAGGUCAUAUUUGUAAUGCAAAAAUAAAUAGACAAAAAAAUCUGUAUUGCAUGCCCUAAACAGGAUGCUAUGGCCUCGCCCAUGACAGAUUUUCCUGUGUAUUUAUUUUUGCAUUACAAAUAUGACCUGUCGGUCUUUUUCUGUGGAAUACAUUUGAUAUGACGAUGAUGACUUCGGAUUCCAUCCGAAUGGGAGGUUCGCACAAUUGAUAGCGUAUCAACUGUAAAAAUGUCUGGGUCGGGAAGAAUGCAACUUGUGAUGCUGCAUUUGGAUUCCAAAAAAAUCUGUAUUGCAUGAGUACCAAAGGAAAUGCAAUUUUUGCUACGCUGAGAUGGCAUUUGUCAUGCGGAAUACGCAUCAAGAAGCCCUCAAAAAAUCUGUAUUGCUGGGGAAUGCAUCACAGACAUCAUGACUCAUGCAAAACGUGCAUGACAAGUGUCAGAAUCUUGAUCUUCCAGACCCAGACAUUUUUACACUUGAUAUAGCGGAGAAGAAAGCGAGAGAAGCAGCAGCGGCUGCAGCAGCGACUUCCACUGCGGGAGAUGGUGAAAAUAACGGAACAAAUACCGACCGCCCAGUUGUUCCUGUGGAGCCGCAGGAGAGGACGCAGGCGCAGCAGGGCAAGAGAAGUGCGGAGAACGCGCAAGAACGUGUGGCAGGUUCAUCUAGCGCAGCUGGAGGUGACAAUGGAAAUAACCAGGAGGUGGCGGACAAAAAAGGAGAUGACAGCAGCACCAGCACCGCGAACAACAACAACAAUAACUCCCCGGAGCAGGACCAGGAGCAGCUCUUCGGCCGCAUGACCGAUGAGGAGUACCAGCAAGAGCUUGCGGAUGAGCAAAAGCGAAAAAAGGUCCGUAAAGAAAUUGAGAAAAGUUCUUUUUGGCAAAUUGCUUCGGGAUACCGGGACGUGAUUGGGGAUACGGAGACAAGGAAGCCAAAGCGGUUGAUACUGCGAGGAAAAAUCCCCCCUCCCCAUAUCGAUAAACGAAAUUUGUGUUGCUGUAUUUGAGUACACAAAUAUAUUGCUAGAAGGCCAAGCGAGGCAGGUGUUCCCGUGUUUGGAGGCAAUUUGUCGUGCUGUUUCCCGUUAUUUCCAGUUGCUUCCUGUCAUGCUGAAGGCGUAAGGCGUUCCUGCGUUAGCCAGCACUACAGUCCGCAUCUCUACUUCCCUUCUAGCAUGACAAAGCUGACUUGUGGCCACAAUUCAGCAUCACAGAUUUCAAUUUUGAUCUAGGGUGGGUGGGUUUUUACUUUUGAUACUUGAGUACUCGUCGCUGCUACCCAACGCCCGACGAAGACGAUUCUGACGGCCCCGCCCCGGUGUACCGGGUGGAGAUGGGCGACAGCAUUGGUGCAAAAUUUUUUUUAGAACUGCAAAACAACGAGAAGAUUCCGAACGACGUGUCCAAAACCGACUACGAAAUCCAGAUUCCGCUCCCCGCGCCCAAUACGGGGACGACUAUUCGGCUAGACAAGAAGAAGUUUCCGCUGCUGCCGGCGGCCAAGAUUUGCAAAGGGAAAUUGAUUGACCCGGAAAAGAUGAUGAACCGUCGAGACACUUGUAACUUCAGUGACGAUGAAGAUGUUAGUCCGACUUGGUACCAUUUGACCUCCUCUUCCGGUUCGGAUAGCGAGGAAGAGCAAAGUCGGGCGGACAGUGGAGGGGAAGACGAGGAGAAAAUGAAAAACGACAAGACGCCGACGGCGGUGAGAAACAAAAACCCGAAAAGACCCCUGUCACCUCCUCCGUCACCUCCUCCUCCGAAAAGCAUAAGCAAUGACAAGGACGAGGAAAAUAAUAAUUUGUCAGAUGACGAGAACAUCGCGUCGCCGGUCACUUCAGCCAACGAUAUUGUGGUUGGGUUUGGAAAUGGGAUUAUUGGCAUUCUACCCGCGGAGGAUGACGAGCAUGAAUAUGAACUGCAAAAGUAUCGUACUCGUAUAAAUGCAUUACAAAUUUCCUUAGCAUGAGAAAUAAAAUUUGUAAUGCUGAUUUGCCUUGAUAAAGAAAUUUGUAAUGCAAGACCUGCAUUUAUACGAGUACGAUACUUUUGCACAGCAUAAUGAAGAGUUUUUAACCAUGUUGGAGAAGUAUCAAAUGCAAAUAUCCCUGGAUGUCUGGAAACUUGUAAUGCUGAGUGACUUAGCAUGUGGAGGCCACAGAUGAUGGCUCAGCAUGACAAGUUUCUGAGCUUCUAAGUGAUGUCUAUUCUGCAUGACAAACUGCGUUUCUGCAUCACAGAGAAAUAGGGUUUUUGGGUAUUAACGUGCGUGACAGACUUAAGAGUCGUGCUGGCCUAGCAUGACAAACCUUGCACUUCUCCAGAGUACCCAGACAUAUUUGCAAUGCAUAAGAAGGAACAGAAACAACUUGAUCGCGACGUGGCUAUGCAGGAACAAAUUAUGGAGUUCUCAAACGUUACAUUCUCAACUGUUACAUGAAUUUGUCAUGCAAGACUACCUUAAGCCGCCAGAUGAUCAAGCUGCUUCGCAUGACAAAUAUCCGAGAGGCUAAAUAGCAUCUAAAUCUGUGCCAAAUCUGUGAUGCGAAAGCAGGAAGCUUGCCUGUUUGACUGUUGCCAUUCUUGCAUCACAAAUUCAUGUAACAGUUGAGAAUGUAACAGUUGAGAACACCAUACAAAUUGCUGCGUCGUUUGGCGGGUCCUCGUUGUUUUCCAAUGGGGAGAACAACAUCAAAGAGGAAAAUAAUUCUGAAGAGACCAUGACUGGCGGGAGUAGCAGUUCUUCAUCUGGUGGUGCAGCAGCUUCCUCCUCUUCGAGCAGCUCUUCUUCUUCUUUUUCUUCGAGCAGCUCUUCUUCGAGCAGCUCUUUUUCUUCCAGUAGCUCUUCUUCGAACAGUAGUGCUUCCUCCAGUUCCUUCAGUUCUUUUUUCUCUUCGUCCAGUUCCAGUAGCAGCGGUUCAUCGUCCAGUUCAUCAUCCAGCAGCUCGAGUUCCUCGUAUUGAGAGGAAAAAUCCCCCCUCCCCAUAUCGAAAAGGUAUCUUUCCGAAAAUUUGUGUUGCUGAUUUGAGGUCACAAAUCAUAUUCAUCUUGCAAGAAGACAAGGCCAGGAGCUUUCGCCCCAUUACGGAGGCGAUUUGUCAUGCUGUUGAGCCUAAAGGGGAGCCCUUUGCCAUGCUGAGCAACUAGACACAUACGCCCCUAUCGAGCCUGGAGAUCUGCCCGCAAUGCCUCUCUGCAGUACAAAGCUGAUUUGUGUACGCAAAUCCAGCAUCAGACACUUGCUUUUGAUAUGGGGAGGGGGGAUUUUUCCUUUUGAUGCCUCGUGUAAUUUAUUUUCCAACGCAUUGUCCAUGUCCUUCCCGCUGGCGACGGACCUCUUCAGUAUUCCCGAAGAGGAUGAUGGCGCUAGUGGUGCAGAAGUACCGGUUUUAGAAACACAGGAGGCCCCACAACCAGCAACGUUAUCGACCCCUAGUACUGGGACCACGACCACGGACGACAGCAACAGUGUAUUUUCACUGUCUUCGAAUGUACCAGUAGUUGCACGCAAUACAACCGACCAGGAAAACGAAUUACUUUCCUUGAGUAGCGGCACAACAAAUUCUGUGACUACUACACGAUCAGCAUCGUCUCCGCUACCUUUAUCGACCUCCACGACACUGGACCACGACGAUAAACAAAAAGACGAAAAGCGGACACUUUGUUCUCCGCCAAAAUCUUCUUCGCGGCCAAAGUCGAAAAAAUCCCCCAAGGAGGUGAAAAAAGAUGACGCGAAACCAACCAAACCACAACCCAAGAAACCCUUCAUGCUGCCCUUCUUGAAAAAGCGAUCGGAAAGCGAUGAUGAGGGUCCGAAACCGAAACAGAAUUCUUCACCACUACUACAAUCGGGAGAUGGAGGUGCUACUUCUACAACUAAUGGCACCAGCAGUGGUUCUUCAAGCUCCUCUUUAUCUCUUCCUAUGAACGCACUCCCUGAGCCGCAGUUGAAGCCGAACAAGGAAAAAGUCAAAGAAAAGUCCAAGGCGGAUCUGCUGCUCAGCGCGCCCCCAAAACGCGCGAAACCCCCAUUGUUUCCGGACAAAAAGGCAACGAAGAUGGUUUUGCACUUGCGGCCAUUCGACUAUCCUGAUUAAAAACGUCCCCACACCAGAGUCAAGAUGGGAAAUUUGCUAGACAAAUCAACCAGCUGUGGCUGUUUGGCAUGACAGGUUUGUCCUCGUAGUGUGAUCCCAUUGAGCUAGUUCAUUCAGAAGCAUCACAGAUCUAGCAUAGCAUGCUGAUUUUAGCAUCACAAAGUCCAAAACACACAUAGAAAAUGCUUCUCAUAGGGCUCCGCAUGAGCAACCUUUUUGGCAUGCAGAAUUGCAUGACAACUCUGGGGUGUGGAUGUUUUUGGACGGGAUAUCGACGUGCGAAAGAACAUCGCCAGGGUGGAGAAAAGAGUGAAGAAAAUCGAGGGGGAAAAAGACGAAGGUAUCCAUUGCAAAAGCAUCGUGCUAUUAAACUCGUACUAGUACAACUUGCAGUCAUGCAACACAAAUCUCUGCGUAAAGGUCAAUCCGCACUUACAAAUUCCGAUUAAUUUGCAUCCUGGCGGAAGGAUAAAUUUGUCAUACUUUUACUUCAAGUUCAACCUACGUACGGGUAGUAGUGGUGCGACACUAUUUUUGCAAUGUCGAUAAUAGAAGCGAAGAAGAAAAAGCUGAAAGAAUUAUCAAGUGCAAAAAUGUCUGGGUCUGGAAGAAUGCAAGACUUGUCAUGCAGGUUUUCCAUCACCCAUGAGGUCUGGUAUGUAAGAAAUAGCAUGACAGAUUCUGUGAGAGUUCUAUCAUGCCUAAUCGUGCAUGAGAAACCGCCUCUCGAUUGGCUCAAAAGUGGGCAGCUUUUGGUAAUCACGCAACACAAAUUUUUACAUGAUUCAGGUGCAGGAUGGCAAGUUGCUUUGUUCCAGACCCAGACACUUUUGCAUUUGAUAAGAAUUGGAGAAGGACGAAAGAUUUCGGCAUCGAAGGCGACUGGUGGAAGGGAAAGAAGAUUACGCAGCGCGGAUGAAAGCGUUACCGAAGGUAGAUUUACUAAAUUGUUUUUCAAAUUACUGAUGCAUAGAACGGCAUGAUGUAUCGCUUUUUUCAUUGAUAAAACCUACACCUGUAUACUUAGAAAAAACACAUCACAAAAAUUUCUCCAGCCUCCGGGAUUUCGUGGACGACCUCGUAUCUCAUAUCCUGUGCAAAAGUAUUGUCAACUCAUAGGAAUUGGUGGCACGUGCAUAAUUACAGAGCCGGCGCUUCUGCUAUCGAUCCGCAUAAUACAACUAGGUUGUAGUGCUAAAGUCAAUUUGUAAUGGGAUGUCUUCUACUAGUUCUGGUACAGCGAUAUUUUUACUUUUGCAAUGCAUAUCUCGACCACGAACAAGGAAACGAAUGUGCUGAACACGACGACCGCGACCACAGCAGACACAGGAGGUACAAAGGCGAAGAAAUAUGUAGUGCAAAUAUGUCUGGGUCUGGAUUUGUGAUGCAGGACUUGAAGGAUAACAAGAUCUGUAAUGCAUGAAUACCAUUGCCCAGUUUUUUUGGCGUGCUGGAUAUGGUACUUUGUCAUGCUAAAAACGAAUGAAUCUGGAAUAAGCCUCGCGAAAUUUCUCAUGCUGUUAUGCCGUACAAGCAGCAAGUUUGCAAUGCAAGUAUCAGCAACACAAGUUUCCAGACAUCCGGACAUUUUUGCAUUUGAUAAGAACACCUCUAGUACAACUACAUCCACCUUUAUCCUAGAAAAAAACUUAAAUUUGUGAUGCGCAACAUGCAAGAGGAUUGCGUCUGUCAUGCUUGGCAUGCAUCGUAGGGCCCAUUCAACGGCGUUUUCCCGUACUAUCUGCGCAUGACAGGUUUUUGCUUUCAUGCGAGAGAUAUUUGUCAUGCUAAUCCUCCAAGAAAGUUACACCUACAAUGUUUUUUUCUUGGAUAACCUUGCCGGUAGGAACGGGUAUGGGUGACGCAUCUGCGUACGCACGGCCACCGACGCCGCUCCCGUUCCGCCGCGAAAGGAAAAUAAUCGAGGUGGCUAUUACAGUGAAAAAUGCCCCCCCGGAAUUUGCAGAAGUUUGUCAUGCAAAGUUUCCAAAUGAAAGCUUUUUGUCUUGCAUAAAAGGAUUGCGAGCGUUUCUGAUGCAGAAUCUGGGUGCGCGCGGUGCCUUGUGCAUAACUGAUCCGCCUGCUGUUGGGCUACUUCGCAACACAAAUUUGACCUAUUCAGCAUGGAAAAUCUGUGAUGCUGAGAUAUGCAAGACGGGGCAUGUUUCUGUUGGAAAGGUUUGCAAUACAAAUGCUGCCAAGCUGGGGGUGGGGCAUUUUUCAUUGUAAUAGUGGCACGCGGCCGCUAUGAGAGUGCACAAAAACUCCUCCCGUUUCAUGAUCUUUUUCAGUUGCAUUUUUGCAACUUCUGAACUAGAUCUUCAUGCGAAAUAAAGUUUAACUGCACUUACAAUUGUGGCACGGGACAAACUGACUAGCGAGACACUAGAGGGAGGCGGGUUGUGCAACGUCAUAGGCGCAACGUCUCUCAGGAAGAGGCAAUGUCGGCAUACAGUCACUGGGUGUUGUGUCAGACUGCCUAUGGGAUUGAUCCUGCGCACUAUCGUCUUGUUACCCCGGUUUUAUUUAAUGCAUAAAGAACCACACGGCCUCGACAAACUGGCUCUCGUACAACUAAUGUGUGUGGUUGUGCUCGGUGCGCUAUAGGAGCUCGUGACGCAAGGCGCCUGGGGUGGUUGUAGCAUUAGAAGGCAAAAAUCCAACAGCAGCUACAAACAGCUGUGCACCUCAAAUGACAAAUGAACGGGGGCAGGAGGGUUAUUUUGUGCACUUUCAUACGGGGAAAAAAAUGUGUAAUGCGGACACCGUGCAGACGAUUCAAGAAUUGAGAAAUAAUGACAUCAACUCUUCGCUUUUAACAAACUCGUCGGGAUCUGGAUCUGUUCCGCAAGGACCUGUUUCAUCUUCUUCUAGUAGUACAACUUCGACGACCGGUACUACUACAACUAACACCAGCAGUUGUAAUAUCAACAUCAGCUCAUCAACUUCUACAUCGAGUACUACCUCUUAUCCUGUGCAAAAGUAUCGUACUCGUAUGAAUGCAAGUUUUGCAUUACAAAUCUUUUUGCUAUGGCAAAUCCGCAUGAUAAAUUCCAUUUCUCAUGCUAAGGAAAUUUGUAUUGCAAUUUAUACUACUACGAUACUUUUGCAAUGCAUACCUCUGAUAAUUUGACCAUCUCUGUCCCGUGUAACAACUUGAUUUUAACUUCCAAUUUUCCCGCCAACAAGCGGAACCGGGCGACCGCUACUUCUGCCAGUUCUUCUUCCAGAUCGACGUCGUUGAUGUCAACGUCAUCUUCAGUACCAGCCGCGGCUGCAUUAGCAUUACCUUCAUCGUCUACAGCGGCUGCAUUACCUUCACCAAGUAGUUCAGCGGCUGCAUCAUCGUCUUUAUCGGCGGCCAAUACAACUAGCACUUUGUCUUCCACUGCAACUGUUUCCAUCUCUGCAGCAGAAAAUGAAUCCGAAAGUUCGAUUUGUUCUACAUCUACUUGCUCCACGAAUACAACUACAACCGGAGCAACAUCCAGCAAUGCAACUCUUAGCCCUUUACCAGAAGUUGUCCAGCAGGAAGUCGUUUCUACUUCCGAUACUGAACUACAACCACAAACACAACAAGUUAGUAGCACCCUGUCUCUGACCAGCACGACUAGCAGUACAUCCUUGACUAGUACCUCUUCCGCCGCCCUGGACGUGGUCCAACCGGCAGCGGAAAUUGUUGCCGCUCCGACAGCAGCAUCACGACCCGUUAUUAUUUCUUCGCUGCGGAAUCGCACAAGCGUUGACCACGAAAUCGACCGCGAAAGGAGCCACUGCGUAUUAACAAAGAAUAUUUUUAACCAGGAAAAACUACAGCAGGAAGAGGAACAAGAAACCCGCGGCCCAUCGGCCAAACGGAUCCGAUAUGCACUGCAAAAUUUUCAUCGCACUCACGCAUUACAAAUCUCUAUCUCAAGCUAGGUCCGCAUUACAAAUUUCAUAUUUUCAUGCUGAAAAAUUUGUCAUGCGAUUUGUACUACCUAGGGUGCGAUGCUUUUGCGAUUCAUAUCCGAAAAUCGAUUGACAUUUUCCAAAAGCACACCAUGCAGCGUGUUCAGGAGCAGGACCAAGAAGAGCCUCCGAAAAAUAACGACAACAAGAAUGUUGACAAGACCGACCAAUUCGAAAAUAGUAAUCAAGAGAACGGUGAAAACACCAUCACCACUACUGCGACCACUUCUUCCACCACUGUGAUUUUUGUCCCUCCGGGCACGUCCGGUCGCAAUUUAGCCGAAACUUUUCUUGCCCCGGACGAGGAGGACCGAUUGAUUGACGAGGAAAUGCGGGAAGAGGAGGCAUUGAACGCGGAAAUGGUAUGAAAUGCAAAAAUGUCUGGGUCUGGAAGAUUGGAACUUGUGAUGCUAACUUUGGACUCUAAAAAAAUCUGUAUUGCAUGACAAGCAAGGGGAGUCUAGUGUGUGCUACGCGGGGAGGGCGUUUGUCAUGCGGAAGAGGCAUCAGGAAGCCCUCUAAAAAUCUGUGAUGCUAGGGCGUGCAUUACAGACAUCCUGGGUCAUGCAAAACAUGCAGGACAAAUCUCAGAAUCUUCCGGACCCAGACAUUUUUGCAUUUGAUAAAUGGAAGCCUUUUCAGAUGUUUUGACGCCCGAAUCCUGCCAGAGUUCAUCUUGUGUAGUUUCGGAGGACUGGACGGAGGGGUGAACGUGAAGAUAGUACCGGAAAUUGAGAUUUUUCUUUUCAUUGUUGUACAUUAACAAAACCGAAUGAAGAAUCUCUAGAUCAAGAAACUCCUCAACAUAUUUGGUACUUCAGCGAACAAAAAACUACUAUAUAUCAAUUUGCCCGCCCUUGAUACAAGUUUUAUUUUCGACCUAAGUUUCUUGGCGAUAUAUUCUCGUUUUGCUUUCACACUUGUAAAGAGGAAAAAAAACAAUCUUUGACGGGCCAACUACGUUUUGCUUUCACGCCGGAAGGAGGGGCGAAAACUACGAGAUUAGGGGAGGCAAGAACGACGUGGACCAAUGCUAAUGAUCUCGAACUCAUCUACAUCGGUCCCUGUGGUGAUUCAGUGGAUCUUGAUUGUGGUGAUGAAAUUCUUUUAUUUGUUUCUGCACUGAUCAUGCCUGUACGUACCUAUGUAUUGAAAUUCAUUAGACUUUUUUAAAAACAAAAAAAAAUCACUGGAAUAAACAGCAUGUAGGAAAAUUACUGAUUUCAUAAACCGCCGCCUUCUUGAUGUGGCGUAUGUUUUUUUCUUAAAUGCUACUACUUCUCCUGGAGCUGGGUCCAGAAAAAAAAAAUAAAUUAUCACGCAAGGAGAAAAGUCAAAGCUGCUAAGGAGAAAAGUCCUGCCAAGGAGAAAAGUCCAGCCAAAGGAAAAAAGUCCAGCCAAAGGAAAAAAGUCCGAGCGUGCAACAGCUCGCGCGGUGUGGGGACUGGUCCCGCUCUUUGUCGUGAGGAGUGGCAGCGGAGAAAGGCACCGGGACAAAUUUCGCCCCUAGCGUUCAGAUUUUCUGUAGCGUGCUCCAACCUCCGCACUUGUUAGUCGGACUGGCAGUAUGAUUAUGUUGGGGGCGCGCGAAUCAAUUGGGGUAGUUUUUGCGCCCCCGCACCUGUGCAAGGGCUUCCAACCAGGUAUGAAAGCAAUGGCGCACGGGUGCGCGUUUCGUCGAUUUCUUGCGACGAUACUUUUCAGGCCGCCGGAUACACCAAGAAUCUGCGCGACUCAUCGGCCCCCUUCUCACUUCCGAGAAGGGGGCGGAUGGCGGAUUCUGGCUGCCGUUGCUCCCGGUCCCGCAUCCCGAAGUCAAGGGGCUGGCUAUCGGAAGCCUUGCUCGGAAUGAAGAUAGGCUCGGUGGUGGGUUUUGCGUUGUGUUUGGUUUUGCGCUUUUGCACCGACGCGGGCGGCGAUGCCUCGUUGAGGUAAGAAAGGCGCAAAGCCAGAUCCGGUGCCCGCAAAAAGCGGAACCCAGGGAGGGCCGAAAAAAAAAUCUCGGCGCGCGCUGCGCGCGCGGAGAAAAUUUCUUGCAGCCGAACCGUAGGUCGUGUGGGUUUCGAAAUGGGCGAAAGGGGUUCGACAAACUCAACUCUCCGCAUUUGGCACGCUUCGGGCGCCUUCCUUGUGGGGCAACUUGCUUCUUCUCCGUGCGCCGCACGCGCCCGCGGCCCCCCCCGGCCCCUCCCAUUCAUGUGGAAAGCCUAAAAUUUUUCUCGCGCGCUGCGCGCGCUGGCUGCCAGCCCCCUCUUUCUUUUGGCCCGAUUUUUGUUCACGCGGAGGCCUCCUGCCUGCAGGGGACGACAAAAAAGUUGCCGCGCGCAACGCACACAGACACAGCCUGGGGCCCCUUCUUUGGGGGGCAAGCCCGUGCAGAACCCGCUUUGCGUAGGCGGCCUUUGAUGUCCGUGCUUGUGUGGUUGGAGGGCGCCUGGUAUUUUUCGCGCGUACCAGGCACGCAGCCUAGCCUCGUCUCCUUGGGGAGCGGGGGAGGGUCUGAAAGAUCUCUUUCGCACACCGCGCACGCGGAAGCGCACCGAGCUGGCGCAAUUUCCCCCGUGCGUUUAUUUUCUCUGCGUGCGGGGGGGCCUGCUCUGAUUUGCUGCUCGGCGGAGAUGGGGCAGCAUGGCGUGCGCGAGGCGGUGCUGACUCUGCUUGCGCGGCACGGCGAAAGCAAAGACGAUGCGCAUGUGGCCCGGAAUUUUAUCCGGACCCGCGGCCUUGUUCCCUGUACCAGAAAAAAAAAAUUCUUCGCGCGCUGCCGCGCGCGCGUGCGCAUUUCGUCCGCCCGCUUGCGUGGCCGGCGAAGGCCACAAGUUUUUCGUUCGUUCUUGCUUGCUGCCCUAGAUCGUGUGGGCGCUGCUGAUUUCGUUGUGGGGCCUUUGCCGGGUUGCAGCGCGUGUGUGACACAUGGGGGGCCGGCUACCCGAGGGAGGGACCGUGCGUUGCCCUAGGGUGGGUGGUGGGUGCUGGCGGCGUGCCGCGAGUCCUUGGUGUUGCGCUUUUUUUUCGCCGUUCCUUACUUUCUUUUAUUUUUCCCGCAGUGCUGUGUUUAGCAUAGUCACUAUGGGACUUAUGGCAGCGGGUGAGACUUAUGGCAGCAGAGUGCACUAAGUGCACUCUCAGAGUGCACUAAGUGCACUCUGGCUACCCUGGGAACAGCUCACCCGCUGCCAUAAGUCCCAGGCUUGCCGCGGAGGCGUUUUUGAUUGGCCUCGCGCAGAGAAUGGCUUCGGGCAGGGCGCUGGGCGUUUUUCCCGUCGCGCAGUGUUUAGCAUAGGGCAUUCUGGCUACCCUGGGCGCGUCUUGCCCAUGAAAGGUGCGGGUCUUGAGGUCGAUUUUUGCCUCCGAAUGUAGCGGGGGGUCGGUGAGUGUAGCGUAGGGAGAGGCCCCGUAGCAGUGGUCCUGUUCCCGGAGACCGUUUUUUUGUGCCCUGAACGCAUUCGCCCCUCGUUUUCUCUAUAAGAAGCCCCCUUUUCCAAACAUCUUACUUAGGCAGUCGGGGCUUCUCGAGAUUUCCUUCAGAAGGGGACAUCCCUUCUUCUGGGCUUUCCGCGUGAUUCCCUUUGGGAAUUCCCUUCUCCUGGGUUUUUCGCAUGACUUCCUUUGCGAAAUCCCUUCUCCUGGGCUUUCCACAUGAUUUCCUUUGGGCAAUCCCCUUUCCUGGGCUUUCCACGUGAUUUCUUUUGGGAAAUCCCUUCUCCUGGGCUUUCCGCGUGAUUUUCUUUGGGACAUCCCUUCUCCUGGGCUUUCCGCAUGAUUUCCUUUGGGAAAUCGCUUCGUCCGGGUUUUCCGCAUGAUUUCUUUUAGGAAAUCGCUCGCCCCUGGGCUUUCCGCGUUUCUUUAUAGGAAAUCUCUUCCUUAGGAGCCGGCCGCUGAUCUCCGCGUCAACACGUAGUGGAGGCAAGCUCCUUCUGAUCUUCACUGCGAAACAGAGCGGAGACGAGCUCGGUGGCUAAGGUUUGGGUGGGAUAGGGUCCGUGAUAAGUAUCGGGGUUUCUCCUUUGAUAUGGAUCAGAGGGUCCGCGAUGUCGGACUUUUCUCCUUUGAUAUGGAUCAGACGACUUUUCUCCUUUGAUAUGGAUCAAAGGAGAAAAGUCCGGACUUUUCUCCUUGCAAAGGAGAAAAGUCCGCUGGAUUGAUACCAGAGCGAGCAGCUCCUGGCGCAAGUCCUUCUGUUUUUGCUUCACAUCCUUCUGCUUUAGCAUCAAAUCCUUUUGCUUUAGCAUCAAAUCCUUCUGUUUUAGCAUCAAUUCCUUCUGUCUUAGCAUCGAUUCCUUCUGUUUUUGCAUCAAUUCCUUCUGUCUUAGCAUCGAUUCCUUCUGUUUUUGCAUCAAUUCCUUCUGUUUUUGCAUUUUUCUACAUAUCACGCGUGCUGUGAUAUCAACAGCACAAUCGACUUUUCUCCUUUUCUUCUUUGAUAUCACGUGAUAUCACGUGAUAUCAAAGGAGAAAAGUCUUUUUUCAAAGUUUAGAGACCCGUGAAGCUUGCUAAAUAACAAUCAUGCGUCUUAUGCGUGAUACUGAUAUUUUGAGUACUACCGACGACGACCCAUUUUGCAAAUUUAUUUAUGUUUUUAGCGACAACAAGAACACAUUUCACGAGAACCAAUUUAUUUGUUCGGGGCAUCAUUUAUUCGGCGGUGGUGAUCCUUCUUCCGUGUUCACCGGCUGAAUACUUAUUGUCAAUUUCUAUUUCGUCUCGUGUCAAAGUCAACUUCAUCAGAUAUAAAAAUUUUCUUUGAAAUACAAAUAGCUUUGAAAAUAUGGCGGAGAUUAUAUACGUUGUUUUUUUUCGUAAAAAAAUAAUUUUCUUACAAUGAUGAAGUGAGCGAAUUAUAGAAUUGUUUUCUUUCCUGUAGAGGUGUGGAUUGUCUGUUGAAAUGUUUCAUCAAAUAUGAAGCACAGCCGAGGUGAUGAGGCACAAAGAAUCGAUCCUCUUUGUGAUCGAAUUUCUGAACUAGGACCGCGACCGACGGCCCAAUUACUACAUCUUUUC
Molecule: messenger RNA, 14963 nt
Organism: Amoebophrya sp. A120
Lineage: Eukaryota; Dinophyceae; Syndiniales; Amoebophryaceae
Source: the annotation of a GenBank genome assembly